AAUUUUGCUUUAGCAAAGACUCAAACCCAUUCAGCGAGGAUUCUAACCCGAAACUCGUGCGCCAUCUAUAAGUAGAAGUUCGAACUAAAAUAGCAAAUGCGUGAGCGCACGUUAUCUGUUCUAACCUUUCCAACAUAACCUGUGUGUUCAAACUUUGAAAGGAAAUAAAGUAUAAAACUUUCUAAAAAUGUGCCGUAUAACUUAUUAAAGUCGGAGGCAUCUUGCCAUUAAGAGGGAAAAAAAGGAAAGAAAAAAAAUAAGAUUUUUCUAAGAUACAUGAAGACUGGCGAGGACUUCCCUAUUAGAUAACAUUCGCUUGCAAUUAACUCGAGGCAACAUGCAUCGGACAGUAAUGUGGCAAUAACAGGGAAAUUUUCUGACGACGACGAGGACGAUGGGUGGUGCAAUUGGUGUGCAUCAUCGCGCAAUAAAUUUGUAGCGGGAUGGCGAUGACGGAUGAUUGGGUCAACUUCGUGACGGAUCCCUGUCCCAUCAAACCACGUAAAAUCGGGCCGCAGAACGUGGUGGUCCGGCUUCGUCAGCGGGAAACGAUGGGCUGCCCUUACCCAGGUACGCACGUGCACAGCGCGAGGCAGUUCUAUCAGAACGUCUUUCCCAACUUCACCGUGAUGAACGUGGAGAAACCGCCGUGUUUCCUCCGUAAGUUCAGUCCGGACGGGAAGUACCUGGUGGCGUUCAGUGCGGACCAGACGUCCAUCGAGGUGUAUCAGUACUGCGCUUCGGCGGCCGCGGACUUGUUGGCCGAUUGCGAAGGCGAAUACAUCGGCCACAAGAACGACGACCGUAGCUUUCGUAUAAGAAGUAAUAUCUUCGCGAGAUUUUUCAAGGUGAAAUGGAUUAUAAAUGUAGUACAAAGCAACCAGCAAUUGAACAGAGAAUGCAGUCUUUUCACAGACGAUGCGAGGUAUGUGAUUGUAGGCUCAGCUGCUCAUAUUCCUGAAGAAUUGAGACCGCACUUCUAUCAGAUUUAUUCCAAUAAUGAGGCAUUGACUCCGAAUCCCCGGUCUCCUCUUGAAGACUACAGUUUGCACCUUGUUGAUUUACGUGGUGGAAAAUUGUGUGACACUAGACAUUUUAAAGUUGACAAAAUUUAUCUAUCACAUAACCAAGGUCUUUAUUUAUACAAAGAUAUAUUAGCAGUCUUAUCAGUGCAACAUCAAAACAUACAUAUCUUUCAAAUUCUUGAUGGCAUGUUUAUAAAUGUGAGGACAAUAGGAAGAUUUUGUAUGGAAGAUGAUGCAUAUUUAGUUACAAGUGCUUUUCCUGGAAUCAAUUGCAGACCAUUUAAAGACAUUGCAAUAAAUAGUCUUAAACAUAGAUUAUUAGUAUAUUUAUAUAAACGAGCAAAAUAUAUAAGCAAAGCAACAAAGGAUCCAUACGAAUUAAGAAGAUUUUCAUAUUUUGAUCAGCUAAAUUCGUUACGUAUGUGGAAGAUGCAGUUAUUGGAUACAAAUCAUAUCCUGGUGAGAUACGCGAGCGAAGAAGUAGCGACUUUGCAAGCAAAUGAACAUGCGCAGCCUGCGCUAUUAGUAGUUUACGAUAUGGUUGCAGCAAAAAUUUUGGCAGCGUACGACAACGCAUCGACUCAACUGUUGACCCUAUUUGAAAAUUUCAGCGAUUUUUUCAGAAAUGCCAGAAUGAGCACGGAUUGCCAAUACAUGUGUUCGCCAUCCAAUAAUAUAUAUGCCAGAUUGCUACAGCAAAGAUUUAAACAAACGAUAAUAAGUGCUAGAUACGGUGGCAUUACCGAAGCCACGAAAAGAUUACUCGCCCAGUUGCCGAUAUGCGCUCAGUCCUAUUCAAGUUCUCCGUACCUCGACUUAUCAUUAUUUUGCUACGAUGAUAAAUGGGUUUCUAUGAUGGAACGCCCUAAAGCAUGCGGGGAACAUCCAAUACGCUUCUAUGCACGUGACUCGGGUCUCUUAAAAUUUAGAAUGUACGCCGGUAUGUCGGGACGAACAACACCAACAGCUGCAAGACGAUUGGUCGCAUUCACGUUCCAUCCGACAGAUCCGUUCGCGAUUUCAGUCCAACGUACUAAUGCAGAAUAUAUUGUCAGUUUUCACGUUAGGCACGUUUGAGUCUUCCUUUCUUCGACAGAUGUAUGUAUCUUGAUCUAAUAUCAAUACGAUUUCUUAUAUUAAAAUUUGAGAGAGGCGAGAGCUGUUGCUAAAGUACAAAACGGAUCUUAUAUUUCAAAUAAAAAUCUAAUGACAAAGUGAUUGUACAAAACUACAUCAGAUUUAAAGAUUUGCAAUUUACUACUACUGAGUAAGAUGUAUAAUGUUAUAUAUAAUUUAGUAUAUUAUACUUUUAAUACAAUUGAAAAUCAAGAACUUGAAAUUACAAAAGAAAUUACGAAAUGUA
Messenger RNA from Nylanderia fulva, 2388 nucleotides. RefSeq names its product de-etiolated protein 1 abo (gene abo). Gene Ontology annotation, molecular function: ubiquitin protein ligase binding; ubiquitin-like ligase-substrate adaptor activity. Lineage: Eukaryota; Metazoa; Arthropoda; Insecta; Hymenoptera; Formicidae. Gene Ontology annotation, cellular component: cullin-RING ubiquitin ligase complex; nucleus. Gene Ontology annotation, biological process: protein ubiquitination; positive regulation of proteasomal ubiquitin-dependent protein catabolic process. The record is from RefSeq and is a predicted model, not a curated record.